GCCCGCUUACAUCCGGCCUUCCUCCCCCCACGUGUGUCCGCCUCCCUCGAUCCUCCAUCGCCGCCACCAUGCUGCUGGCUCGGGCUCUGCGCUCCGCCGCCCGCCUCUCCGCCGUGGCGCGCCGCCCUCUCCAGCCCCUGGCAGCGCCUCGCCCGCCCCUGGCCGCCGCCGCCGCCCGGCCCUUCACCCGCUCGCUCUGGCUCCUGCGCGGCGCUGCCCAAGGCCCCGGCGGCCUCCUGCGGCCGGGCUCGCCCUCCGUCUCCUGCGCCUGCGGCGGCCUCCACACCGACGGUGACAAAGCGUUUGCAGAGUUCCUGACAGAUGAAAUCAAGGAGGAGAAGAAAAUCCAGAAACACAAAUCCCUUCCCAAGAUGUCCGGAGGAUGGGAACUGGACAUACAUGGCACGGAGGCCAAGCUAGUGCGGAAAGUAGCUGGUGAAACGAUCACCGUUUCGUUCAACAUUAACAACAGCAUUCCGCCGAGCUUUGACGAGCCCCAAGAAGGCCAGAAACCUGAUCAGCAAGAGCCCGAGCUCACGUCAACCCCAAACUUCGUUGUGGAAGUCACGAAAGAUGACACAAAGCAGACUCUCGUGCUGGACUGCCACUACCCUGAGGAUGAGGUUGGUCAGGGCGAUGACGAAGAGAAUGACAUCUUCUCCAUCCGGGAGAUCAGCUUCCAGCCUGUGGGAGAGCCGGAAUGGCAGGAGAAUAACUACACCCUCAACACGGACUCUCUUGAUUGGGCUCUGUAUGACCACCUAAUGGACUUCUUGGCUGACCGAGGGGUGGACAACACGUUUGCAGAUGAGCUUGUUGACCUCAGCACAGCGCUGGAGCACAAGGAAUACAUUAGGUUCUUGGAAGACCUUAAACUCUUUGUCAAAUGUCAGUAGCUUAAGAGAGCAGUGUUAGGGUAGGGCCUGUCAAGGGCGCAAUUUCACGUGCUUUUUGCCAUUGGCUGUGGAACAAGAGAGCAAGAGAGAAAAGCUUCACAGUGGGGCUUAAGCAUGCAUCGGGACUCUUUCAGAACCUGGUAGCAAUCUUGUUACAGGCCUGACUGCUGUCGUGCGGCCCCACAAACCACAGUCACCCCUGCUACCCUUGGAAGUGUGGCUUUUUCCCCCCUUGUACAAUUUCAGAAGGAAGGAAAAUAAUGUCAAAAUAAAUCCAGGUGAACCUUU
Messenger RNA from Rhineura floridana, 1184 nucleotides. RefSeq names its product complement C1q binding protein (gene C1QBP). Gene Ontology annotation, cellular component: mitochondrial matrix. Bases 69 to 896 code for a protein of 275 amino acids. Gene Ontology annotation, biological process: cytosolic ribosome assembly. Lineage: Eukaryota; Metazoa; Chordata; Lepidosauria; Squamata; Rhineuridae. The transcript has 6 exons. The record is from RefSeq and is a predicted model, not a curated record.